Molecule: messenger RNA, 4323 nt
Organism: Siniperca chuatsi (mandarin fish)
Lineage: Eukaryota; Metazoa; Chordata; Actinopteri; Centrarchiformes; Sinipercidae
Product: homeobox protein unc-4
Exons: 4
Coding region: 508-1380 (290 amino acids)
Biological process (GO): regulation of transcription by RNA polymerase II
Molecular function (GO): DNA-binding transcription factor activity, RNA polymerase II-specific; RNA polymerase II transcription regulatory region sequence-specific DNA binding
Source: RefSeq, a predicted model, not a curated record
CACAGACAUGAUAAUUAAAAAAAAAACAACAACAAAAUGAAAUCAACAAUAGAGUAAACACGGGGUUGCUAAAAGGGAUUAAAAACAUUAAGCAAAUGAGUGUUCAGGUUUGUCACUUUGUUGUCAGGAAGAGUGUGUUUAUCCUGGAACCUGCUGUUCAGAGUCUGCUGCCUUUGUGCUUGUUAUCAUCCCACAGGACUGAACAACUUGUGUUUUCAUCAUGCGUUCUUUGCAGUAAUUUGUUCUUAUAUUUGACAACUGUUAAACCGGUCAGAUAAGAGUUACGCAAAUCUUUGAGGUGAACGUGUCUAAAUGAACAUACACAUCUUCAAAAGCUGAGUUUUUACACACUGAGCUCCUGUCCAUCUCACUGAUUGAAAUUUCAGAAGCCAAAGAUGUUGCAACUUGUCCCAGGUAGACAGAGAGUGAAAAACUCAGGGGAAACAUACCCUGUAACUAUAAUGUAAGAAAUAGAUUUAGGACAUACAGUAUGUGGUUGGGAGAAUAAUGAUGAAUACAGCAAACACUGAUAAUCCACUGAGAGAUGAAUCACAGGUUGGAUUUUCACCUCUGUCCUAUAUAUCAAGCUCUGGCAUCUGCGUGGAGUCAUGUGACUGGGAGGGGAGAGGAUUGGUGGAGAAGAGUAGAAUGCUAAGACUGGGCUCCCAACCUCAGAUCCUGAUCCCGGGGCCCUUUAUCAGCUAUGAAUCCUUGAGGAAUUAUCUGCAGCCAGAGACAUGCAAGGAAGCUUUGCUCCUGGCCACACAGGCGGUCGGGAUGGGGCCACUCACAGAGGGCAUAGAUGAACAGAGGCCAGUGAAGCAGCGUCGUGCACGAGCCAACUACAGCAGCUGGCAGCUGGAGGAGCUGGAGAAGGCCUUCGAGACCACCCACUACCCAGACAUCUUCAUGAGGGAAGCCCUGGCCGUCAGACUGGACCUCAUCGAGGCCAGAGUACAGGUUUGGUUUCAAAACCGCCGUGCUAAGAUGAGACGACAGCUGAAACUCCAGGGCCAGCUUGCAGGGCCUUAUGUAAAAAGAGACAAUGAUGAAACGUCUGAGACACCAAGCAGGAGUUUAAAACAGCAGACAGAAAGUUCAGAUGGCGAGCACUGGGAGAGACGACAGGAAGGAGAAAACUAUCCAUGGACAAAAGAUGUGAGUGCUGUGCUGAGCGUGCGUAUGCAGCCUGUGACCCAGAGGUCGGGGAAGUGGGAGAGGCCGGAGAAGCCGAGCUCAGAGGAGCUCCGCUCCUGCAGCAUUGCCAAGCUGAGGGCCAAAGCCAGAGAGCAUGAGGCUGAGAUCCACAGUACUGUAAACAUGUCAGGAGGCGACACACAGUCACAAACACAGGAAGCUGAUGCCAUGCACUACGAUUGAUCAUUUUUCUUCUUCCUGUUUGUACAGAUAAUCUUAACCAAAAAAAAAAAAAAAACAAUGUAUACUAUUACUAUGCCGGAACAUACUUUUUGAAACUUUCUGGGAUGAGGAGCUUUAUUAUUUAGCCAUUAUUAAUUAAAUAUUUCUUGCUGUAUAAAAUGUUAGUAAUUUUCUAUAAAAUUAUAAACAAGUUGUCAUCUUGUAGCAUUUACAAAAAAAUGUUAUCUUCAUGGUACAUUCCAACUAACAGUGACAUUUUCUGGGCCCAUUUUUAUUUAAACAGAAUUUUUUAAUGUUCUGUUUCUCAUGUAUCACUGUUUUGUCUACUUUGAUAACAAUGUAGAACUGUAAAAAGUUUCUGUACCCUACAUUAUUUGAAUUACUUAGUUAACAUCACAUGCAUGUGAUGUUUACGUCUCUUUAUAUUCUGAAUGUGAUUUUUACACAUCUUAAAAGUGUUUAGAUUGUCAACUCUAAAUGAAUGACACAUACUGUGUGCCAGGUCUUUAACAGAUAACAGUGCCAAAUAAGAGAUGCUGCCACCUUAUCACAUCAGUCUAUCAGGGCACAGCUGAAAUGGGAUACUGUCAAAUAAUUUCUAAAUGAUUUCACUAAUGACAAGCUCAUCCCUGACCUCUUGGGUUACCUUCACAGACAGGCAGGAUGUCAGCAUGCAGCCACAUGUCCUCAAAGGAAACAAUGGAAAUAGCUGAAAAAUUAAAUCAUAAAGAGUGAGUCUAUAUAGAUGAUGCAUGUCUAUUUUUUUAACUAUAUGCAUCAAAAACAUUGUAUACUGAGUUUUUUGUUUUCAUUGAUAGUGAAACAGAUUCCAUAAAGAACUGUGAAUCUAAAGAGAAGGAAUUUUAAGGGCUUGUUUUAAGAGAGUUAAACCAGCAACAAAUGCAAAAUGAUAAUAUCAGGAUGAAAUAAUAAUUCAUAACAGCUGUGGUAAAUAAAUGAUGAAGUCACAAAAUGUGAGAUAACGUAGAACUAUUUUUUUGUAAACAUCUUUCAUCUGGCUUUGGCCCAACAAACACUGCAUUGUGUUGCUAAAUUCAGGUUAUGAACCACAUCUCAAACUGCAGACAAAAUUUAUCUGAUCGAUAUGAGAGUCAAUUAUUAGUGAUUUUCACAUGUUCCUAAACAAACACAGCUGUGAGUCUGGAGGCAUUUCAUAAUCCCAUGUGUGUACUCCACACAGUAUUUUACAUCAUACUUAAAAUACAACAUGAUAAGAGGAUACUGGUUUAAAACAUCUAAUCAACUAAUAAAUUUCCAGAGUUGCAAGUUAAUGUUUUAAAUAGUUUAGUAUGCUUAAUCUUCUGAAAAUAUAGAACUAUAACAAUUGAUAAUAAUAAUAGUAUUAGAUAAUACAAGUAAUGGAUGAUAAAACUGCCAUUUUAGUUUGUGUCCUAAUUCUAGUUGAAGUCCUGCAUAAGGUUUUGUUACAUACUUCUGCAUGGAAAUUAUACUAGAACUCUCUAUUUGAAUGCAUUGUUUAUGUAUUUGACCACAAGUUUGGAGUGGUGAGAUAGUCUUCUGACAGUGCAGUGUGACGCUGCCCCCACCUGGACAUGAAGAUGUCCUCAGACAGGACAGAUGAGACAGAUAGUUCAGACAAGGCAACGCCCAGUGAGUGUUUUUAAAAUCCAACUAAUGCAUACAUUUCCUUUUUACUGCGGACACACAUCUCUUAUUUGUUGCGUGGACCAUUUUUUGGAGACCCUGUUGUCGUGACAAAUAAACAAUUAAUGUCUUACAGUGAAUGAGGUCAGUGUGGGUCGCUUGUAAUUUAAAGACUCACGUUCAACUCUGGUCUCACACUAAUUACAUUUUCCAUGUCAGAGGUUUGAACAUUUACUGAGGAGGUCUCUGGGUCAAAUUUGAAACUUCUUUUCAAAAUGGGUUAUUUUUUAUUUUGUUUUCUGUUUAGGUGGAAUGACUCUUCAAGCUUUCUCACAAACGCGUCUAACAAACUUUAUGACUAUAAUUCUUCAUAAUCAGUUUAUUACAUGAAAGUUGCUGAAAAAUCAAGUUAUAAGUUUUUCCUAAAAUUUGGUGGGACAUCAUAAUAUGGGCUAAUUAGGUCAGAAUCCUUAUAUGACAAUAGUUGGCCUCAAUUAGUCCCCAAUUAGGCCCCACACAAAGAUGACUGAGGGGGGAAAAAAGCAUGCCAUAGAUUCUUUUCUUGGUUCUCAUACUGCACGCUGACCCCGAUAUGCUGGCUGAGAUAGCAAGUCUGGUGUUUAAUUACUUAAGAAAUCCUACAGCAUAUUCCUCCUUUACUGAGACCCAAAAAAGAUAAAUUUCAUGAGGCAUUAAAUGAAAAUAUGAUUGUAAAUGUCCAUAUAACCUAUAUAAGGAAAUGACAGCUGAAACCUUUGUCCUAAGAGAUUCCAACAGAAAUAAAAAAGGACAGCAGCAUUCUUUGUCAGAUUACAAUACCGUGACUAUUAUGCUAUCAAAUAAAUCUAAGUUUCUAUGCCCCACCAGGAGAAACGCAAAAUAUAAUAAAACAAAAUAAAAUAAAAUGUAGAGAGACAUUUGUUCCUUUUCAGUUUGACUUUAACCAUAUGGACACUGCAUCUUGCAUUCAAUUUCCCAAAAAUCCAGAUGGCUACUCCAGACUGGAGGAUCAGAAGUAAUCUGUAAGUAAUUAGAAAGUAAUCAAAACCAAAUACUGUAACAUUUUGCCUAAAGGUCACAUUUGAGGUUUGUGUUUUCAACAUAAGAGGCUCUCUGUGCACACCCAAUAACAUUUCAGAGUGACAUGUUUGAAUGACAAACCCAGCCUUUGUCACUCAUUUGUGGUACUGUCUGCAGGAUUAAGCAUAAAGGGGGACUAACUUGAAUUUUACCUUGCAUACUGGGAGCUGAUGCAGAAGCAGACUAAAUAUGUUUGGUUGUAGACCAUGUACUUAUAUUGUCAAGAGGUUCAAAUAU